GCUAUAUAAAGGCCCCUCCUGUGCAGAGGUUGAUAGGAGAUACAGAAGGAGAGCUCGAAUUCCUGCUGAGACUCUCAGAGAGAUUCAGGAAAGAAGAUGCAUAAGAUCUGGGGACUUGUACUCUUCUAUGGACUGCUCAUACAGAGCUCAGCCCACAAAAGAAGACAAAAACUGAUCUUGACUCAACCACUGGCAAAAGCAUCUGUUCAGGCAGAAGUAUCAGCAUGGGCAGAAGUCUCCCCAAGCUUACUCUUAGAGGUGGCUACUAGUUUACACAGCAAACUGCUGAAUACAAAUACUCUCAACAAUCUUAAGAAACUUCCCUUCAUGGAGGCCUUGCACCUUAUUCAAGGUGGAUUGCUUGGAAGUUUACAUGCAGGAGUGGAUGCCAAGUUUCUUGGCCUGGAGAUUUCUUCGAUUGAAAUUAUAGAGGCCCAAAUCUUCAAUAUUAAUAUUACACAAAAUGAAGAAAAACGUCAACAACUGUUAGCAACAUUCCCUGUAACCUUGGAUAUGGAAGCAAAUAUAUUCUCUCUUGGAAAUAUUGGUUUCAAAAUAGAAAUGAACAACAGAUUUCAAAUUGGAACAGAGAUGGAUGAAAAUGAAGAUGGUUACUUGGUCAUUCAGGGUUGUAACAGUGACUUUGUCAGUUUAAAAGUCAAAACCCACAUUAGCCUACUCAAUGCUAUGCUGAAUGCAUUUUCAAAAGUUCUGAAUGCUGUGGUUCCCCAACUGGUACAGGAAGCACUCUGUUCGGCAGUCAGCACAUGCUUACUAAAGUUAGAUGUUAAGCUGAAAACGGCUCUUGUUGAUGCACUAAUAUGUGGAAAUAAUCUCAAUGUUAAUUAAUGAAACUUCCAGAAGGCAGAUCAACUUUUUUUCUAAACAGAAAGCCUGGAAAGAUUUCCAUGAACUGAUGCUGAGUGAAACAAACAGAACCAGGAAUGCAUUCUAUGGAGUAACAGCAAUAACAGCGAUAUCAACUAUGAAAGACUUGAUUCUUCUCAGUUGUUCACUGAUCCAAGGCAAUCCCAAUAAACUCUGGAUAGAAAAUGCUAGCUUCAUCCAGAAAAAGAACUAUGGAGAUUGAAUGUAAAUCAAUACAUGUUAUGUUCAUUUCUUUUUUUUUGCCCUCUUCCAUGCUUUUUCAUUUUGUUCUGAUUUUUUCUCUCCCAACAUGAUUCAUAAAGAAA
Messenger RNA from Antechinus flavipes (yellow-footed antechinus), 1193 nucleotides. RefSeq lists its product as uncharacterized. Bases 97 to 849 code for a protein of 250 amino acids. Lineage: Eukaryota; Metazoa; Chordata; Mammalia; Dasyuromorphia; Dasyuridae. The record is from RefSeq and is a predicted model, not a curated record. The transcript has 9 exons. Gene Ontology annotation, molecular function: lipid binding.